AUGGGUAGAAUUUUAACCACCGAGGGAGAGGGGGGUUCCAGUCGACUUGCCGAGCUGGCGGCAGUAGCUAACAGCAUUGCAGCGUGGAUGGCCCGGUGGCAAGACAUGGGGUGGGAAAUACAUGGACGUUCCCUCUUGGGACAGCACCACUGGCGUUUCAUUUGGGAGCAGGCUACCCACAGAAAAAUUUAUGUCCACCAUGUGGAUGCCUAUACCUGGAAAGAUAAUGAAGAGGCAACGUUUAACGCUGCUGUGGACCAGGCUGCCCAAAUAUCAUCUGCCACCACUUUUACCCCUGACACAGACCCCAGUGCACUAGCUGCGUGGGCACACCGCCAAGGUGGCCACUUAGAUGGCACGUGGCGCUGGGCUGAACAAUUCGGUGUCGCCUUGACACUCGAUCAAUGUAAAACCUCUGUAGAUAACUGCCCCAUCUGCCAGCAAGUCAAGCCACGGGACUGGCCGAUAGGGCCACCGGGCCACAUUCAUCGCGGCACGGGGGCGGGUCAGGUAUGGCAAAUCGACUGUAUUGGACCGCUCCCGCGACAGAAUAAGAAGCAGUAUGUCCUCACGAUGGUGGACACAUACUCGGGUGUCCUGGUGGCAGUGCCCUGUGAGAGGGCCGACCAGAACGGCACCAUCAGAGGAUUACAGCACCUCUCUUCUCUCUAUGGGGUCCCAUGGGAGGUACAAUCCGAUCGGGGCUCACACUUGGCUGAGGCGGGGAUCUCGUGA
Hypanus sabinus (Atlantic stingray) is the source of this 735-nucleotide messenger RNA. RefSeq lists its product as uncharacterized. The transcript has a single exon. Gene Ontology annotation, biological process: DNA integration. The record is from RefSeq and is a predicted model, not a curated record. The coding region runs from base 1 to 735 and encodes 244 amino acids. Gene Ontology annotation, molecular function: RNA stem-loop binding. Lineage: Eukaryota; Metazoa; Chordata; Chondrichthyes; Myliobatiformes; Dasyatidae.